AUGUAUAAAGCUAAAAUGAUGCGUGAAGCAUCUCUAGAAGUCGUCGAAAGUAGUGAUGAAUCCGAUUUUGAAGAAGUGAAUAACAAUAAUAAAAUAGCAAUAUUAUCAAUUUUAAAUGAGAAACUAGAUUUGCUUUUAACAAAAUUUGACAAAAUGGAAACUUCAAUCCAUACUCUUCAGACAACCGUUGAUACGUUAUUGAUUAAACAAACAACGAUUGAUACAACAGUAUGUGAAUUGCUAAAGGACAAAAGUGAUAAAUCAGCUAGUAUUAUUAAUACAGAAAACUGUUGUACAAAAAUUUUGGAAAUAAUUGGAGAAAGAGCUUUAUCUUUUGAAAGUGCAAUUCAACAUGCAUCAAAUCAAAUCAAAGAACAAGUUAGCGGUUCGAUUCCUUGUAGUACAGAUACAACACAAAGCACGGACAUUGAUGAUGCCGCAUCAAUAUUAUUACAACAACCAAAAAGCAUAUCUGCACCAGUACUGGCAGUACCAACAUCAACUGAAAUUAUACCAUCUGCAAAUGAAUUAUUAUACUCACUUUAUAAGUUUGAAUCGUCUUCAAGUUGUACUCCGAAACGCCAACGUAGCAUGAAUUUUGAUAGUGAUGAAUCACCUAUAUCUACUCCAAUUAGUGUAGGAUCUCAAAUAAUUUUCACUGAUCCAAAUACAAAAACAACAUUUCACGUUAUGAAAGAAAAGCAUGAUAGACAACAAUUAGCUACCAAUCAAGAAUUAUUGAAGAAAGAAACUGGAUUUCGUCAUCUUUUGGCCUAUCUUUUUUCAACUUUAUUUACAGAAGAAGAAUUGAGAGUUUCAUCUGUUGACGCCUCUGUCCGUGGUACACAAGCAUUUGAUCCAGUAAGAGUAGGUGCCAUUGAUAGGCAAUUAUUUGAUUUAUAUGAAGCACGGUAUGCGAAAUUUCGCACAAGCAAUCAAUAUAAAGAAAUACUGAACAAGAAAUGCAGUCGAAUAAGAAGUAAAUUUAACAAAAAUAUGAAUAAUUAUUAG
This is a messenger RNA of Rotaria sp. Silwood2, 1011 nucleotides long. The record is from the annotation of a GenBank genome assembly. Lineage: Eukaryota; Metazoa; Rotifera; Eurotatoria; Philodinida; Philodinidae.